Messenger RNA from Melopsittacus undulatus (budgerigar), 751 nucleotides. RefSeq names its product mitochondrial ribosomal protein L20 (gene MRPL20). The coding region runs from base 23 to 475 and encodes 150 amino acids. The transcript is spliced from 4 exons. The record is from RefSeq and is a predicted model, not a curated record. Gene Ontology annotation, molecular function: rRNA binding; structural constituent of ribosome. Gene Ontology annotation, cellular component: mitochondrial ribosome. Lineage: Eukaryota; Metazoa; Chordata; Aves; Psittaciformes; Psittaculidae. Gene Ontology annotation, biological process: translation; ribosomal large subunit assembly.
CCGGAAGGCUCCGUCCGCGGCCAUGGUGGUGCUGAGCGGGGCUCGGUGGCUGCGCUGCCGCCUCACCGACCGCUUCUGGAGGGUGCAGGAGGUGCUCAAGUACGCGAGGCACUUCCGUGGCAGGAAGAACCGCUGCUACAAGCUGGCCGUCCGCAGCGUCCGGAGAGCCUUUGUGAAGUCCACCAAGGCCAGGAGAGAGAAGAAGAGGUUCCUGAGAGCGCUCUGGAUCACUAGGAUUGGAGCAGCUUCCCUGGAACAUGGUCUGAAGUACCCUUCUUUCAUAAGCAAUCUGCUUAAGUCCCAGGUGGAGCUGAAUAGGAAAGUGAUUGCAGAUCUGGCUAUUUACGAGCCAAAGACAUUCAAGUCCCUAGCUGCCUUAGCCCAGAGGAGGAGACAAGAAGGCUUCCUCGCCGCGCUGGGAGACGGGAAGGAACCAGAGGGGAUCUUCUCCCGCAUCGUACACCGCCAGUAUUGAUGGUGAAGAGCCUGCACACACGUGUUGUGAACAGGAGCUUGUAUCGCAGGGCCAGCUCGCUCCCUGACCGCUGCUGAGAGCCUGGCUGUGGAGCAGAGCCCUCGGAGAUGGUUCCAGAAGGACGAGGGGAGGGCCUGGGUGCAGCGGUGACUGUCCCCUGGGGUGUUGUGACUGAAACCGCGGUUUGAAGGCGGGACUGUAGAAAUCCCACUGUUAACAACGUAUACAUCACACUUCCUGUCCCGUUAUGAGCUUAAUAAAGGCGAUUUUGGUUAA